AUGUAUCUCACUGAAUACUUUCCUCAGUGCGCAUGGGAUAGUAUGCGCAUGACAACUAGCAGAUAUUUCCGAUUCUUCAGGCGUUCGAGGCCGUGCCUGGAAAAAUGUGCUCCAUCGAAAUUAGUUGUGGUUAAAAGCACGGAUAUGUGCGAAGAAAUGCAGCAGGAAGCGAUCGCCCUAGCCCAUUGCGCUAUCGAGCGAUUCCAGUUGGAGAAGGAUAUCGCUUCCUACAUCAAAACCGAAUUCGACAGGAAAUAUUGCCCAUCAUGGCACUGUGUUGUCGGACGUAACUUUGGCUCUUUUGUCACUUAUGAAACUCAUCAUUUUAUUUAUUUUUAUGUUCAACAUAUUGCUGUAAUGUUGUUCAAAGCAGGAUUCUAA
This is a messenger RNA of Necator americanus (New World hookworm), 381 nucleotides long. RefSeq lists its product as uncharacterized. NCBI's taxonomy places the organism in Eukaryota, Metazoa, Nematoda, Chromadorea, Rhabditida, Ancylostomatidae. Bases 1 to 381 code for a protein of 126 amino acids. Gene Ontology annotation, cellular component: cytoplasmic dynein complex. The record is from RefSeq and is a predicted model, not a curated record. The transcript is spliced from 3 exons. Gene Ontology annotation, molecular function: dynein intermediate chain binding. Gene Ontology annotation, biological process: microtubule-based process.